AUGCCCUCACGCGGGAGCGAUGAACAACAUCGUGUUUACGAUGUUCCAGUAGGACUUCAGUCCAGGCCUUGUUUGGCCCAAGAGUUGCGGCAUCCGGGAGUUAACUUCCCGAGUUUUGGACGUCUAGCAUUCGGACAUAUUAUCCACCUAGCAUCAUUGACAGGAUUUCGGAGACAGGAUCUUUCCCGAUCCAUUCAUUCGCUGAGUGUGUUUACGGUUUUCCAUCACAUUUCGACUCUUGAGUAUCGACAGCGCACUGAAGUCGAGGAGGCUGUGGAACCUAUGGACGUGGACCAGCAUGUGGAGCCUAGCAGAAUUCAAUUACUGGGGGACUCGGAUAUCGCAGCUAUUAUCGCUGCUCUUAAGGAAGACCAACCAUCAGCUUCCACUCAGCUGGUCCCCCCGAACCCCUCUUUCGCGCGUAAGGGCUACGCAUCCCAGUACGAAUUCAACCUAUCCGUGAUGCAGAGCCUCAUCAAAAUCAACAGGAACGGGAUGAGGAAGGAGGACGAUGAGAUAGUACAGACCGUUUUGAAUGCAGUCAAAGUCAGAAACGAGACUCUAAAAAUUGCCGAUAAACAUCCAGGAGUAUUUUCAUUUCUCGACAGCAAGAAACAAGCCGAAGCGGUGAAAUCUUUGGAUCCUUUUCUCGCCGAAUUUCUAGAGCAAGGAAGAGAAGAAGACUAA
Molecule: messenger RNA, 687 nt
Organism: Cooperia oncophora
Lineage: Eukaryota; Metazoa; Nematoda; Chromadorea; Rhabditida; Trichostrongylidae
Source: the annotation of a GenBank genome assembly